This is a messenger RNA of Zychaea mexicana, 831 nucleotides long. RefSeq lists its product as uncharacterized. Gene Ontology annotation, biological process: deoxyribonucleotide catabolic process. The record is from RefSeq and is a predicted model, not a curated record. Bases 1 to 831 code for a protein of 276 amino acids. Lineage: Eukaryota; Fungi; Mucoromycota; Mucoromycetes; Mucorales; Lichtheimiaceae. Gene Ontology annotation, molecular function: 5'-nucleotidase activity. The transcript has 3 exons.
AUGAUCUUUAGAAAGCUACAGCGCAAGACCGUUGCUGUCGAUUUGGAUCAAACGCUAGCACACACGUUGGAGGCCAUGGUGCUUUGGCACAACCAAGUGUACAACACAAGUUAUACGUUGGCUGAUUUCAACACUUACGAUUUCCACAAGGUAUGGGGCGGAUCCGUUCAAGACACACAUGCCAAGGUGCGCGAAUUCUACGAAAGCAGCCACUUUGAACAAAUUCAACCAAUACACGAUUUUGCGUUGGAAGCUUUGAAAAUGCUGAAAAAACGGAAAUUCACGUUGGUUAUUAUUACUUCGCGACAACAGUUUAUCGCUGAAGAAACCAAAAAGUUUGUUGAUAAGCAUUAUCCAGGCAUCUUUGAAAGCAUCUAUUUUUGCAAUCUCGGAUUGUCCGAUGCGGAACAACUGGAAUAUGUAUCCAAACCAAAGUCGGCCAUUUGUCAAGAGAUUGGAGUGGAUGUGUUGAUUGAUGACAAUUUGGAUCAUGCUGUGGAUUGUGCUGGAUUGGAGGAUAUUGAAGUGCUGUUAUACGAUCGCAAGGGCCAGUACCGGUGGAACCAUACAAGCAUUAGUAGUAGUGGUAGCAAAGGCAUAUCGAGUUGGAAGGAGAUAAUUGCGUUUUUCCCAAAACCACACAGCCCGCUGCGCAAUUGCUAUUAUCCGCAGGACCUUGCAUCGGCUGGUGCAUACAGGGAUAAUGAUGAUGAUGAUGAUGGUGACGAGGACGAGCACUAUGGAUACGAGCACCACCAUGACAUAGAGUACGAGACGAUCGAGGUGGAGCACAUGGACAUGUCGGACGAGGAAGAAACGGUGUGGGUGUAG